Molecule: messenger RNA, 1452 nt
Organism: Lactuca saligna
Lineage: Eukaryota; Viridiplantae; Streptophyta; Magnoliopsida; Asterales; Asteraceae
Source: the annotation of a GenBank genome assembly
GUUCCAUCUUACUCGUUUGUCUCUCUCCCUCCCUCUCUCUUCCUUUUUUCUCUCUCAAAAAAGCAAUUUUCUGUUAAUUUUGUUACUUUUAUUAGUAUUUUUAAAUCUAAAACUAUUUCUCAUGGAGUUUUGGAUGGUUUCAGACAUUUACUUGGAUCAUACACGACAAGGUUUUCAGAAGCUACAGAUUUCAAUUCCAAAUCUCCAUUGCUCCUAAGACUCGUUUUAUUAAAACAUUUCGAUAAACAAAGAAGAAUGUUGCAAGACGUUGUACAUCCGCCUGACCAACCUCCUAUGGAAGAAGUAUCGAGUCCUCUUAGCGCUCAGAUAUUGGAGUUCUGUGAAUCGGAUUUAUUCCAAGAAACUAUACACAACUCCGAGAUUGCAUCUACAUUGAAUUGUUGCUAUGAAGAACAAUCAUCAUCAUACGUAAAAAACCUCUCUUUCCCUAAUUCCGAUAUGAUGAAAUACCCAACACCUCCUAACACCGCCACCACAUCAGCCAACACCGACUUGUUCCAAGAAAAACUUAUAGAAAAUGACCUUUCUGCCCCUAUAGACUUCACAACCCUCCCUCACUAUCCCUUUAGUCAGCAAGAUCAGUUCGAUCUCUCUCUUCUCCAAAACCAGAUUUCACUAGCGACCGAUGGGCCUAUUCCUUCAUACCCUCAUCCAAAUGAUCAUGCGGACGUUUUGUCCAUUAUGGGACCCAUGGUCUGCGAAGACGACUGCCUAUCUUCCAUGCCACCUUCUAAGUGCAUGCGUUUGAACAACCCUAAUUCGUCCCCUAAUAACCAUUGUUUCAUGGAUCAUCCCUACCUUCCAUCAGGAAACUCAAACCCUAUCUUACAUGUCGACAAUUGUGGAAUUUUCAGUGGGAAUUUGUCGUUGGCAAACGAACUUCAGGCUCAUGAACUCGAAUUCCAAGGUGAUAACAGUGGCAUCUUCUGUCCAGAUACCCUCCCACGCCAUUACAAUUCUAAUGAGCUUCAGGCACUUAGUAAUGAAAGCCAGCAUCUGGUUAACAAUGGAGUCGGAAGCUGCAAUCCACCUUUAGCACCUCCAGAAAUCACGAGCUUGGAAUCGGAAAGCUUCAGAGUGGCCAACAAACUCACCAGCGAAGAACGAAGAGAAAAGAUUCAUAGAUAUAUGAAGAAAAGAAACGAAAGAAACUUCAGCAAGAAGAUCAAGUAUGCAUGCCGAAAAACUCUAGCAGACAGCAGGCCUAGAGUGAGGGGAAGGUUCGCUAAGAACGACGAAUUUGGAGAGCAUCACAGAAGCACUUGCAACACCCAUGAAGAAGACACUGAUGAAGAUGUAAAAACUGUCCAGCAGGUGGUGGUGAAGGAAGAAGCUCAUGAGAAUCUGGAUUCGUCGGAUAUAUUUUCGCACAUACACAAUUCAUUAAGAUGCAUUUUGCAGGAACGUACCUGUGAUAUGGAAUAUAUAUAG